Messenger RNA from Microdochium trichocladiopsis, 1121 nucleotides. RefSeq lists its product as uncharacterized. The coding region runs from base 141 to 1052 and encodes 303 amino acids. NCBI's taxonomy places the organism in Eukaryota, Fungi, Ascomycota, Sordariomycetes, Xylariales, Microdochiaceae. The record is from RefSeq and is a predicted model, not a curated record. The transcript is spliced from 4 exons.
CUCUCUUUGGCGAGGGCAGCUUCGGAGCAAAACGACGUGUGUGUAGGCCCCCUUGAAUUCGGAGUCUCUUCAAAUCAUAACAUAACAACCCUCUGCAGGGUCAAUGCUGUUACGUGAGACGUAAUAGUCGGACGUAUGGGAUGGCGCUCAAUGAGUUGUUUAAUCGUCUUGGUGCAGAAAUCGAAGAUCCCGAGGAAGAAACAUUCUUACUGUUCUCGCGGGAGAUACCGUCACAAAAUCUUGGCUUCGUUGACGCCCACGCCACCAACAUCGAUUUAAGCAUCGCCGGCAAAGAAUAUGUCAUUACACAAUCCCCUACCGUUCUAACGUCAAAUCGCGAGGGUGGAACAACGGGUGCUGUCGUCUGGAAAAUCACACCUUUAGUGGCGGAGUAUCUUGCCGCACCAGACAACAUCCUUCGUCUGCCCGGCCUUCUCUCUCCCAGCUCCAUCGUGAUCGAGCUCGGCUGCGGAGUGUCGGGCCUGAUCGGUCUUGUUGUCGGCCCUACAGUGCAGAGAUAUGUCUUGACUGAUCAAUCGUACGUUGCAAGAUUUGUAGAGAAAAACUUGAGCGAGAACGAGGCUGCGGUACGACCAAAAGGACAGAAGAAGAGAAACGCAAAGCUACCUGCGCUGCGACAGCCUGAAAAUGUGGUGUUCAAAGCUCUGGACUGGGAGCUGGACGAAGUCACACCCGCCCUGACUGGCCUCGUUCACGCCAAAUCAUUCGACCUUGUCAUCGCUUGCGACUGCAUAUACAAUGAAGCCCUGAUCGAGCCGCUUGUCAAAGCUUGUGUCGAUGUGUGCAAGCUGCGGGCGAGCGAUGACGAUAGGGGUGCCAGCAGCAGCGAAGACAGUUCUUCGGCGAGCCCAACGCUGUGUCUUGUCGGCCAACAGCUGCGUGAUCCGGAGAUAUUCGAGGCCUGGAUGAAAGAGUUCCACAAAUACUUCCGCACGUGGCAGAUACCGGACGCUGCGCUCUCGCCCUCGCUCCGCUCAAGUCCAGGAUUUGUCCUUCACUGCGGAGUUUUGAGAGAAUCCUCGCAUGAAUGAUGGCUCUCCAUCGGGCGAUUAAGCAGCACGAAACUGCCCUGACAUAGCUAGAACAAGCAUAAACCAACA